AUGUCGGCCACUGCUUCUGCACCAGCCGGCUGCGUUCGCCAUGGCCAUCGUGAUUGCGACUCUUCUGGUACUCUCGUGUCUCAGCAGCCUCAGUCACCGUCACCUCAACCUUCCUCGUUUUUGCCUUUAAAUAUCAAUCCGUUUUCUUGUUCUUCUACUUCAUUGACUCCACAAAUCGGAGAUUCUUCUUCUUUCUCCCCAUCAGACCAUUUCGCUACGUUUCUUCCCGAUACAUACCUCACCCAAGACCGAUAUCUUCUAUCUUCCACGGCAUCAGACAUACCGGGCGUGGAACAGAGUGUAACUUGUUGGGAUCUUUAUGAUGACCCAUUGCAAGCACUCCUUUCAACUGAAGACUUUGCCUUCAUCAAUGCUGGAAACCAGCUCCUGAUACCAUCAGUCGAUAACAGUCCCGCACACACUCCAACAUCGGAAGAAGGCUCAUUGCGUUCCAUGAAAGAUUGCGAUCACUACCAUCUGGAUGCCCCGUUGGUCGGCCACGUCGACAACGCCCUCGCUGAGGCCAGUGAGUUCGCCGCUACCAAUUCAAGCCACAGCUCCCCGACAAGGCCAGGUCCCCUGAGUGCUACUGUCCCCGAUAUUGGACGCAGCCCAGAAUCAUCCUCGAGCUCAACCACGAAGUCAAUCGGCAGCCGUAAACGACAGCGUGCAGAUGACGUAAAGCGAUCCGAAGAGGAAAUUGCCAAUGAGAAACGGCAACGUAACACAAUGGCUGCUCGCAGAUUCCGCAAGAGAAAGGAAGAUCGGAUAUCCAACCUGGAGAAACAGCUCGCCGAUGCGCUGAGAGAACGGGAUGAGCUGAAGCUUCAGGUAGCAAGGCUAGAAGGGCAGAACAUGAUGUUACGAAAGUGCCAAUAG
Molecule: messenger RNA, 879 nt
Organism: Microsporum canis CBS 113480
Lineage: Eukaryota; Fungi; Ascomycota; Eurotiomycetes; Onygenales; Arthrodermataceae
Exons: 2
Coding region: 1-879 (292 amino acids)
Biological process (GO): regulation of DNA-templated transcription
Molecular function (GO): DNA-binding transcription factor activity
Source: RefSeq, a predicted model, not a curated record